AUGGAACCGAAUAUCCACCAACCACGAGUGAAAGAGUGUAAAACCCAACAGAACGCAAACAAAAGGAUAGAAAGAAGGGGGAGCCAGGAAAUGAUAGUCUUAGUUUUGAUCAGUCGUUUUGGAAAUACAAUUCACUUUUCAAAGCCGAAAAAGGGGAGUAAAGCUCUGCCAUAUGUCCAAGUGAAAAAGAUAGAAGGCGGAAUUGGAGAGCUUUUUCAAGACGACCAAUCGUUUGAAGACAAAUGCACUAAAAAUGGGAAGAGGGAUAAAGAAAUAUUUACGGCACUCUCGAUGGAAUGUUUCGUUGAAAUCAUUGAGAGGUUUGGCGUCCAACUCAAAACAAAAUUGAGACAAACAAGCCAGAACCGACCCAAAUUCAAAAAAAUCACUUCGUUUACACUGGAUAAGGAUUAUAUCAUUACAAACGACCUUAUCUAUGAAAUUGGAAAGGAAAUACUUUUUGAAGUUGUACAACACCUCCGGAGUGGUUCAUGUGGAAUAGUUUUUGAUUUUCACACGUUCAGGGGGUUGAAAGUUGAUUGGGGAAAAGAGACGGCACUUUUCUUUCAAAAAGUUGAAGAGAUUAAUACACUUGACAGCAUCCACUGCGAAACUCCAAACCCAAUAACCGAGAACAAAGAAACAAGAGACUUUGUGAGUACCCAAACGUAUGAAGUCCCUUUUGAUUCAGUGAAUUACUUCGCAUUACAAUACAUGGAGUGUAAAGAGGAUGACAUGCAAAUAGAAAAGGAAAGCAGAGAAAAUGAAUAA
Entamoeba invadens IP1 is the source of this 771-nucleotide messenger RNA. RefSeq lists its product as hypothetical. The record is from RefSeq and is a predicted model, not a curated record. The transcript has a single exon. The coding region runs from base 1 to 771 and encodes 256 amino acids. NCBI's taxonomy places the organism in Eukaryota, Evosea, Mastigamoebida, Endamoebidae.